This is a messenger RNA of Kwoniella mangroviensis CBS 8507, 753 nucleotides long. RefSeq lists its product as uncharacterized. The coding region runs from base 1 to 753 and encodes 250 amino acids. NCBI's taxonomy places the organism in Eukaryota, Fungi, Basidiomycota, Tremellomycetes, Tremellales, Cryptococcaceae. The record is from RefSeq and is a predicted model, not a curated record. The transcript has a single exon.
AUGUCAACGCAGGACUACCAUUCCGCAUCUACCGAGACAUCACCCCUCCAAGAAUCACCCGCUUGCAAACAUACUAUCGACCUCUCCACAACCUAUCAUAAUUGGACUUAUGUGCCUGACAGACCCCUUGGAAGACCCCAUACAUGGUCAUUCACAACGUACAUACCUACCGAGCACAACUCUGCCGAGAAGAUACAAGCUUUUCAGAGAUUAUCAACGGCUUUGAAAGAUGAUCAAGGCAAUAUCAACUUCGAAAAUCAAUUUCACUGUGUACUCCGAGCUUCUGACGGUGCAGAGAAUGGCGAGUGGGAAGCGUAUAUUAGUGAGAAAGGCCUGAGAAAUGGAAGUACAGAACCACUAGUACUGUUCAGCGGAGAAUCUUCUUAUGGCCCCCAUAGUAUAAAGCAUAUCGCAAUCAGUCCCCAGAAGAGGAAAAAGAUGCUUGAUCUCAUGUUGAAAACUAACAGCUCAGCAAAUAAGACUCGUCAAAUAUACUUGAAAAAUUCAGAUCUGGGUCUUUCCGAUAAUAAUGAUAAGGAAGUCUCCGUGGAUAUAUCGUUCAAGACACCCUUGCUUUAUUGCAGAAAUCCAUCCGAAAGAAGAACCUUCGUGGCUCUGACCACCAAAGCACCUCGAGAAGGCGGAUGGCCAGCUGGUAAAGGUGAAGACUCGAAAGAUUGGACAGGGGAGCUGAGAUGGUGGGAGGUAGCGGGUCCUACUACGGAUGAGGUUGACGAAAUAGAGAAACGAUAA